Messenger RNA from Zingiber officinale, 2786 nucleotides. RefSeq names its product 50S ribosomal protein L7/L12-like. Gene Ontology annotation, molecular function: structural constituent of ribosome. The coding region runs from base 85 to 597 and encodes 170 amino acids. Gene Ontology annotation, cellular component: ribosome. Lineage: Eukaryota; Viridiplantae; Streptophyta; Magnoliopsida; Zingiberales; Zingiberaceae. Gene Ontology annotation, biological process: translation. The transcript is spliced from 7 exons. The record is from RefSeq and is a predicted model, not a curated record.
AACUAUAACUAGAUUGAAAGGUGAACCUAAGGACGGAGCGGAUCAAAGAUUGCGGACGAGAGACACCAUAAGCGCCGAUCCACGAUGAGGCGAUCGAGCUUCAUCGUCCGCGUCGCUCUGUCCACCGUUAUGCACCCUGUCACUUCCGCCCGCCUCUCCACUGCCUCAGCUCCUCACCAGCCCACCGUGCGCGUGUCCGCCAUGGUCGAUGAGAUCUCUCGGUUAUCACUCCUCGAGGUUGCCGACCUCACAGAGGCACUCCGUGUCCGGUUGGGCGUCCAGCAGAUGCCCGUCAUGGUCAUUUUGAACCCUGGCAUGGGUGGGCCCGCUGCCGCCUUCUCCGGUGCAGGAGCCGCUGCUGUGCCCGAGGAGAAGGAGGAGAAGACGGCCUUCGAUCUGAAGCUGGAGAGCUUCGAAGCGGCCUCCAAGAUCAAGAUCAUCAAGGAAGUAAGAACUUUCACGAACCUGGGACUCAAAGAGGCUAAGGAACUCGUGGAGAAGGCUCCAACCGUACUGAAGACUGGGGUGCUGAAGGAAGACGCGGAGAAGAUUGUGGAGAAGCUGAAACAUAUUGGUGCUAAAGUCGUGUUCGAAUGAGGAAGAUGGUUAGGGAAUCAGAGGUCUAUAUGCGGGAUUUUUUUCCAGCUGUUAUUGGGUCAACUGUUUCAUAGGGGCUUUACUUCUUUUUUUAUAGCAGGGCAAAGAGUAGGUACCUAAGAGGGAAUGAUGAGCAUCUCACAUUCUCACCCCCCAUUAUCAUCUUAUUUCUGCUGCUGAAGCUGGUGCUAUGGAAAGUGCUGUGAUUGCUAUCUUGACAUUGGUCUGGUUUCUUUGUUUACCAAUCCUAUUUGGCUUGUAAAAACACGGCUUCAGCUCCAAACUCCUUACCAUGGUUAUCGGACCUAUUCGGGAUUUUUCAGUCAGAUGCUUUGAAGACCAUUUUAAAAGAGGAAGGAUGGCAAGCACUUUAUAAAGGGAUUGGACCAAGUCUUCUGCUUGUUACUCAUGGUGCAAUUCAGUUCCGUAGGCUUGUUGCUUACACCAAGGGAAAAGGAGCAAAGACAAAUGCCAUGGGUGGAGAUGAAUCAUUGAGCUAAUUCGACUAUGCUGCUCUUGGGGCUUCCUCUAAACUUGUCGCUAUCCUAUUCACAUAUCCAUAUCAGGCAAGCUGUUCAAGAUUUGUUAUCUUCUUUCUAGAUUUUGUGUUUUGUUUGCAAUCACAUUAACCUGAACUCGAUGCCCUUACUCGCAAGCUAUCUUCCUAACUGAUUGUGGUUCAGUGGUUGUCCCAUUGUAGGUUAUUGGUUACAGGUACUUGAUGUUUUCUUUCAUAAUUGCCAAACCAGUUUCUUUUUCCUAUACCAUCUAAUUUUGGAUGUUGAAAAGUUAUAUUUUCUAUCCAUUUUAAUAUAUGAGCAAUACAAUCAGCUUGCCCUUGUAUCCCAAUUAAAUAUUUUUUUUUGUAUAUUGCAGCAAAGACCUAAUAUCAAUUGAACCCCAAAGUAUUCAGAUAGUUGGCAUGUUAUAAAGGAAACUGCAAGGUAAAUAAUGAUGUCAUAGUAGCACAUUAUUUAACUUUAAGAUUUUUUGUAGAAAACAAAAUUGAUAUCUUGACUUUGUUAUUUAACUAAAUUGGCAUUCUACAGAGUUAUAGUCCACGAGCCACCUUGCUUGUCCGAUACCUUUAUUUGGUCAUUUGUCCUCGUUAUAAUUUACUACCUAAACAUGCCUGCUGCAAUCAAGUUCAUGCAAAACAAUAGUUCUAAUACAAGGAUCAAUUGGAUUAGGCUUGCAGUAGGAGAAUUAUGCUCGUUGAUUCAUUACUUGCUCAAUUUCAUAAUUGUUAAAUGAGAGGCAGAUGAUUGCUAACUCGUCGCUGAAGGUUUGAAGGCCGUCGUGGAUUUUACAGGGGCUUGACGUCCAACUUGUUGAAGAACAUCCGUGGUCUGUAAGAUUGAUGCAUGUAGAAGCUCAUAAAUAAAAUAAGGAUUGACAAUUCAUAUAUAUAUAUAUAGAGGAUUGUUAUGCUACGGACUAUUUUCUACGGAUUGUUACGGACUUGCCAUGUCAUUUUCUUUUUAAUUUUUUAAAUGUAACUUUUUCUUUUUCUUUUUUCUCUUCGUUCUCGCCGAAACGUUCUCGCUGCUCACUGUGCUCACCGCGCCUCCUCGCGCGCCCGCCACACGCCCUGCCACCGGCCAUCUGCCCACCGCCGGCGGCCUCCGGUCGCCUGGACUCACCCAUACUAUAGACCAGAAGGUGAACCCGUCGGGGAUAACGUCCGGAAUCCGGCCGCUAUCGCGACGUACUGGACGCUCGCGACUGGACGUGAUCGUGCCAGAUUCCAGCAAGAUCGCCGCCGGAUUCCGGCGCGAUCACGUCCAGUCGCGAUCGCGUCCGGAAUCCGGCUGCGAUCCCGUCGGAUUCCGGUCGCGAUGGCGUCCAGAAUCUGGCACGAUCGCGGCCGGAUUUCGAACGAGAUCGCGCCAGAUUCCGGUUGUGAUCUCGUCCAGUCGGCAGCGUCCAGUCGGCACGAUCGCUUCCCUUCGGCAGCGUCCAGUCGCGAGCGUCCGACUGUCUGGAGUCCGGCCGACGAUCGCGGCGACGAGGCGCGGUGAGCGUUUCGUUACAGCGAGAAGCGAGAAGAAGAAAAAAAAAUUAAGAGAAAAUAUUGUAUUAAAAAAAAUAAAAUAAUAUGAUGUGGCAGUUGGUCCGUAACAAUCCGCAGGAUAGAGUCCGUAGUAUAACAAAUUUGUAUAUAUAUAUAUAUAAACUAAAAAUUCAAA